Calliphora vicina (urban bluebottle blowfly) is the source of this 1026-nucleotide messenger RNA. It is a transcript of the gene cyp33, whose product is annotated as cyclophilin-33. Gene Ontology annotation, biological process: protein folding; protein peptidyl-prolyl isomerization. The coding region runs from base 80 to 1012 and encodes 310 amino acids. Gene Ontology annotation, molecular function: RNA binding; peptidyl-prolyl cis-trans isomerase activity. The transcript is spliced from 4 exons. Gene Ontology annotation, cellular component: intracellular membrane-bounded organelle. The record is from RefSeq and is a predicted model, not a curated record. Lineage: Eukaryota; Metazoa; Arthropoda; Insecta; Diptera; Calliphoridae.
UUAGGAGGGAAUAUUUUAUACGUUUACAAAAUAAAACUGAAUUAAUUGUAGCAAAAACACAAUAAUUCAAUUAAUUACAAUGUCUAAUGACAAACGCACUGUAUAUGUGGGUGCUUUAUCCGAUGAGGUAACGGAAAAACUAAUAAAUGAUGCAUUUAUACCAUUUGGUGAUAUAGCAGACAUACAAAUUCCAGUGGAUUAUGAAUCGCAGAAGCAUCGAGGUUUUGCUUUCAUAGAAUAUGAAUCCGCCGAAGAUGCUGCUGCCGCAAUAGAUAAUAUGAAUGAUGCUGAACUUUGUGGUCGCACAAUACGUGUGAAUUUAGCCAAACCGGUGCGCAUUAAGGAAGGUAGCUUCAAACCAGUUUGGGCUGAUGACGAUUGGCUGCAAAAACAUGCUGGUGCUACCCUUAACGAAAAUAAUGAUAAUGAAGCGGUCGUUACUGAAACAGUUCCAAUGGAAACUGAAGAAACGAAAACGCCUUCUACCGGUCCUGCAGUAAUAGAAAAGUCUGAAAAGCGUAAUCCUCAGGUGUUCUUUGAUAUACGUAUUGGUGGCAACGAUGCAGGCCGUAUAGUAAUGCUUUUGCGGGCCGAUGUUGUACCAAAAACAGCAGAAAAUUUUAGAGCUUUAUGUACGAAUGAGCAUGGUUUUGGUUAUAAGGGUAGUACAUUUCAUCGUGUCAUACCUGAGUUUAUGUGCCAGGGCGGAGACUUUACUAAUAACAAUGGUACUGGCGGCAAAUCAAUUUAUGGUAAAAAGUUUUCAGAUGAAAAUUUUACAUUGAAGCAUAAUGGCUUUGGGACAUUAUCAAUGGCCAAUUCUGGUCCAAAUACAAAUGGUUCACAAUUUUUCAUCUGUACCACAAAAACUGAUUGGUUGGAUAAUAAACACGUUGUAUUUGGGCAUGUAAUAAGUGGAGCUGAUGUAGUACGCAAAAUUGAACGUUGUGGCUCAAAGGCUGGUACUCCCUCACAAAAAGUUGUGGUAUAUUCUUGCGGAGAAUUAAAAUAAAAUUGUAAACGGAA